AUGAGUCGUCUGGGUGGGUGGUUUCGCUCAGGCGGAAACUCCAAAAAUGGCUCCGACACAAGCCUGUCGCCUAUCGACAGCAUCGCCAAGGAAAAGGAGAACCUGGUGGAGGCGAUGAAUUGGGUCGAGCUCAUCAUGAACGACGACAUCGACGGCGCCUGGGAAAAGCUGCAGCUGGGCGACUCUGCCUUCCACGAGAUGGGGUCCUCGGUGGCCUUUUUUAUGCGCUCCGUCCUGGGCUUUGAGAAGCAGGUCAUGACCGAGGCGACGGCGAGGCUCAACGAGUGCGAGAACCGGGCCUGGGCCGAUCUCAAGCGGGCGCAGAAGCACGGGGCUGCUUACAAUAGCAGUCAGCUCUAUCCGCCUGGCACCGAGUACGAACUGAUUAUUGCUGAGACGCAGCUGAUGGGGGCCGUUGUUGGUGUGCUGCACGAGAGCUUGGUAGAGGCCAUGAGGAGUUUUUAUAAGCUGCGAAAGGCGUUUCUGACAUUGGAUGCCAUUGUUGCGUCCGAGGCAAAGAUCUUUGGCAAGACGGCCACCCCGGGCUCGUCUCGGAUGUCAUUGGAAGGGAGCAGCUCGACUUCGACUUCGACUGGCGAUACAUCCUCGACGGAAUCGUCUGCGAGCACGCUCAGCAGUAGUGACCUUGAAGCUUCUGCGGACAGCAGCAGGAGCCCGUCCGGACAGCAGACUCCCAGCGAUCAGGCUGACACUGAUUCAACGGCCCAGCAGCUGGAAAAGCUGAACCUUGGCAAGCUGGAGGAUACAUCCAAGCUGAGUCUGCGAUCUAAAGACUCUGAUGUGAGCUCGGAUGUGGAGUUGGACAACCCCGUUGACAAGUUUAUCCAUUCUGGAGCCAACAUGUGCUUUGGAGUUCUCCUGCUUAUCCUUAGUCUCAUCCCUCCGGCAUUCUCACGCAUCCUCUCCAUUGUUGGGUUCCACGGAGAUCGUUCACGAGCCGUCAAGAUGCUGUGGAAGUCAGCGGCCCAUUCCAACAUCAAUGGUGCCGUUGCGGGCAUGAUGUUACUGGCAUACUACAAUGGCCUGCUGGGAGCUGCAGAUAUUUUGCCAGCCCAGCAAGAUUACGAUGCUGAUGCCGAGGCCGUUGGGCCGCCCAUCGAAAAGUGCGAGAAGCUUCUCGCCGAGAUGAGAGCACGGUAUCCCGACUCACGGUUAUGGCGCGUGGACGAGGCGAGAAUGCUUGCCAACGAGCGCAAGCUUACGGAAGCUCUGGACCUGCUCAAGACGGGCAAGGAGUCGAAAAUGAAGCAGGUUGCCGCCUUGAACAACUUUGAGCUGUCACUCAACUGCAUGUUUUCUUACGACUGGGAGUUGAUGCGCAGCUCAUUCCUGAAAUGUCUCGAGGUGAACGAUUGGAGCCCUUCAAUGUACUAUUACAUGGCCGGCUGCGCAUCUUUAGAGUUGUACCGAAAUGCCGUCCACUCCAGCGACAAGGACGAGGCCAGGCGACAGAAGAACAAGACCGAGGAAUACUACCGCAAGGCCCCGACCGUGAUUGGCAAGAAGCGACUGAUGGCACGCCAACUACCCCUGGAAACGUUUUUGCAGCGCAAGAUUCAGAAGUGGGAGGACCGGGCCAAGGCUCUGGGCAUUGACUUGGCUGAUGCUAUCGGCUCCAGCCCGGCGCUCGAGAUGUGCUAUGUGUGGAACGGACAGAAGCGCAUGGGCACGGAGCAAUUGGAGAAGGGACUGGACUAUUUGAACUGGGACAGAUGCACGGCAAACAAGGAAGAUGUCGCCAAGAUUCAGGCUGAAAAGGACGAGAUGGCUGUCUGGGCUGUGAGCAGGGCGUCGCUACUACGAGGCGCGGAGAAGCUGGAUGAGGCGAGGGCACUGCUGAACGAGAAGGUUGUUGACCUUGAUCGAUCUGUCUUCAAAGGCGCGUCUAAAGACGAUUACGUCCUGCCCGCAGCCAUUUACGAACUGGGCGCUAUCGCUUGGGCUGAGUGCUGCAAUCCUCCCGAGGGCGAGGAAAAGGAAGUCCUGGAGUACAGACAAAAGAAGAUGCAGGAGUGCGAGGAGCAAAUCAACAAGGUCAAAGUCUGGGAGGCGUACACCCUGGAUGCCAGGAUCGGCAUGAGGGCGACGAGCGGAUUGGAGACGCUGGCUUGGUUCAAGAAGAAAUAUGGCUGGUGA
Messenger RNA from Trichoderma harzianum CBS 226.95, 2157 nucleotides. RefSeq lists its product as hypothetical. The coding region runs from base 1 to 2157 and encodes 718 amino acids. NCBI's taxonomy places the organism in Eukaryota, Fungi, Ascomycota, Sordariomycetes, Hypocreales, Hypocreaceae. The record is from RefSeq and is a predicted model, not a curated record. Gene Ontology annotation, cellular component: nucleus; cytosol; mitochondrial outer membrane. The transcript has 2 exons.